Cydia strobilella is the source of this 3891-nucleotide messenger RNA. RefSeq lists its product as uncharacterized. The record is from RefSeq and is a predicted model, not a curated record. The transcript is spliced from 10 exons. Lineage: Eukaryota; Metazoa; Arthropoda; Insecta; Lepidoptera; Tortricidae. Bases 497 to 3856 code for a protein of 1119 amino acids. Gene Ontology annotation, molecular function: protein kinase binding. Gene Ontology annotation, biological process: positive regulation of protein tyrosine kinase activity; neuromuscular junction development.
ACCAUAUCCAAUCACCGUAUGGCAAUGACCGUAGACGGCAUUGCAACAUACCAUUGACCGCAUCGCACCACGUGCAGCGUGAAACUUCCUUCCUCCAUCCCCUUCGCACCCACGCGGACCCCAUUUUCCGACCAUCCCCAUCCCUGUCCCGUGAAAAACUGUAGGGCAGGAUGCUUCGUUUCCUCAGUUGACGUUGCGUACUCGCGACGAACGGACGUGUCGAGGGGCGGCGAUUUUGUCCUGUAUUUUACGAUACGUAAACGAGAUUUGCAUAUGGUGUGCUUAACUUUACUAACUUUGCCGGCGCGGUGUGAUCAACUUUAGAUCCGAUCUCGUCCGAUGGACCGCAGUGAAUUUUGUAUGAAACGGUUCGCUUAGUGCUAAAGUGAAUUUUAGUAGUGAGUGACGGUUAGUGGUUACACUUAGAUUUGUGUAGUGACAUAGUGAAGUGUUGUGAAUAGUGACAUUGUUUUAUGGAAUGGAGAGCUAAAGAGCCAUGGAGAGAAGGGAAGAGGUACAUAGGCACGGGUGCAGUAUAGCCAAGCAGACGAUUCUGACCACGCACCCAAGUGGCUUGCAGACCAGAGUGUCAGUGGAACUGGCGAAUUUUGAUGCUUUAUGUAUGCAUUCUGAAUUUAAAAGCCCGGCGAAAAGAUCAAUGUGGGAAGGCAGCCCUUUUCUAUCACGCCGCGUUUUAGGCGGGGUUUCGGCUCACGGGACUCCGGUGCUUGGUCGGAGGAGUGAUGCCGUGAACGAAGGGAGGCUGUCGCAGCAAUGUACUCCGGUUAUGAGGAGACGGGAGGUGGACAGUCCUGGGGGGUCGCCGUUGCCGGCGAGGAGGGCGGAGGAGGUGGAAAGUGAUGUGGAUAAUAGUGUCAUCAGUGGCUGGCUGAAGUUUCGGGACAACAAGCGGUGGAAAUCAAGAUGGGGCGUUGUGACGAAACUUUCACCAGCCGCAGACUGUCUCCACCUGCAACUAUACCGCGACCCAAAAGAUCGAUUCAAGAAAGGCCAAACAAAGGCUUCGCUGUCGCUGCAGCAGUUCCUGGGCUUUGAGUCGGGCUUCACUCUCGACAAGGAGUCUAACACCAUCGCCAUUAUCUGCCAGGACGUCAUCGUGGUGUUGGCGUUUGAGACCAGGGAACGACUUAUUGCUUGGCAGGUGAAAGUGGGCAGUCAGCUGGGCUCAUCCAAAGAAUGGCUCGUGAUGAUUGGAGGAGGCUCUCGUAAGCUCCCAGCAGGCCCGGCGAGGUUGCAUCUCCAGGGCAGACGGUUCGCCCUGGCUAGCGGGGUUCCUCCACGUCUGCUGGGUCUUUGGGAAUUGGCGCAUUUGAGACGCUACGGAGUAGUGGAGGGGCGGUUUUGUUUCGAAGGCGGUUCUCACUGCGGCAAAGGUGAAGGCUUGCAUGUCCUCAUCACGGACCAAGCUCAGGACAUAACCGACGGCUUUGAUGUUGCAGCCCAUGGUAACCCGAAAGGACCAGCGUCUAGGAAAAGCGCUGACAGGAAUCGUCCCGACACCCGACUGUCAGAUAUGAACGCAGACCAAUCAUUACCAGACACGGGUCUGUAUGAAGAAAAUUUCUUCGGAGAGGACUGCGGGGGAGUUUCACCCUUUUGGCCUUCGGACGAAAGGCGAGGAUCCGAUGACCAUGACUGCAAAGGAUGCGAAGAAAAUGCAAGGCCUCCGUGGAGCGGAGCUGAUCAUGUUACCUUGGAAAGAUGCAGCAAUUGUGUGACUAAGCUAGGCACAAUGACUCGAUCUUCAACUGUUGCACUUACACCUGGCACUCAAUUCAAUCCAGCGUGGACGAUGGAAGCAGUACCAGGAAGCAGCUCUGACAAUUCUUCAAAUAGCACAGAAUAUUUGACUCCACGAGCAAUAAGGAAGAGCCUAGAAUCAAGUCAGAACAAAGAGUGGGCUCCACAAAGGCCACCGAAGCCUGCGAGGCUGGAAGAAAUAAAAGCACCAGCUCCUUUGCCAGUCACAGCGUGCACCUGUGCUAGUGACAGAACUACAACAGCCAUUGUUAAUAAUCCAAAAGUUGGACCUUAUGAAAACUAUGACGUUCCCAAAGCUACUCAUGUUGAGGUGGAACAUACAAAUGAGUAUUACGAUACACCAAAAAGGAUAAAGAAAGCUCUUGCUGAUGAUCUUUUUCAGGUCACCAAGAAUUCUGUGCCCGGAAAUUUAGUGCUAAAGAAAAAUUGCGGAUGCAUUUUAAAAUUCGGAUCCAAAAAGAAACCGGUUAUAGUUGAAUGUGAUGAAAACAUCCAGCCAGUUGAAUGUCCCUGUCAAAAAGUCACCAACUGGGCAAAUAACUUAAUAAGUCUUCCUUAUUGUAAAAGAAGUGAGACUUAUGAUAAAGUUAAUACAGAAAUUCUCACUAAACAGAAAUCAGAGGAAAUGGCCCUUUAUGCUACUGUUGAUGUGUCACGUAAAACUAAUAGACAAAGUUCAAUAGCCGACAAAGAUAGCGUACAUGAUUGUUACGAAACACCAUUAAUGAACUACGAAAACUUAGGGCCAAAAGGAGAAGAAUUUGAAGAUCCGUACGCCAACUAUGAAAAUCUUGAAUUCGCGUUAUCAUUAGAAUAUUACGAAAAUGCUAAAGAUUUGUUGAAGAAAGCUGGUGUGACACAAAAGGAAUUAGACGCGUUAAGUGCUAAUGUUGAUUUUGCAGAAGUCGCGCUUCCGCCUAAACCAAAACAUUGUGCAAAAUGUGGCCACUCAGCAAAACACCAAACUAUGAAAAAUAAUAAAAGCGACGAAUAUUUACUAAUGGAACCUCCCAAAGAUAUCAAGCGAGACUUAUGUCGAACAACAGGACCAAACCCAGGUUACACCCCAAUGUCACCAAAUCCUAAUUGGUCUCAAAGCCUAAGAUAUCCACUGCAGAAACUGAACAGAGUUGAAAUUGAAAAAUCUUUGAGUAUACCAACGCUAAACGGUGGUGCGAUUAGGGCACAGAGUUUUGAUACAACAUUGAGUAAUAACAAUGAGGAAGCAAUACAAAAACGAUCUAGUUCAGUAGACUCAGCGAGACUACUAGAAGACCUUAAGGAAUUCGAUAGUAGUAUCGGCAGUCACGCAACAUCUUCUUCUUUAGAAACUUUAAGGAACUUAGCAAUUGAAAAUAGAAGAACAUUAUCUCCUUGCGACAACGAGAGAGACUGCUGUGAUCAUGACUGUUGCAAGUCAUCUGAUUCUGAAAACAAAACCUCAGAGGGCAGUUCUAAAGAUGUGCCUCAUUUGAGGAACAAACAUAUGGACAAUGCCCAAAUUAAAAGAUCUUCAAGCGUUCCCUGCAAGUCCGGAGGUAACAGGGACUCAUCCAGUUCAAAUGAUUCAGGAGUCUCAAGUUGCUCAAUGAAACAUGGACCUGAAUUCAAUGAAUUUGAGAUGCCACUGACGUCAGGGCAUUCUAGAUAUCAGUACAUGGCGCAGAGGAGAAUGAGAGGGAAUGCUCCUGGCUGCAUACAUUCCUCUUUGCCCAGGAAGUCAAAGUCAUCAGAUCCGCUAAGAGAUAUGACAAUGCAGAUACAUAAAGCUAUUGUGCCGGCUAAAUCUUCUUCGGCAGAAGCAGAAGUGCCGGUGCUUCCUCCGAAACAAUUUAAAGGAGUUAUGGACACACACAGCACAUCGAGUGGAACAUCUGACAUGUCAGAUUAUAUCGAAACACUUUCACUUACGUCGUCGCAUUCAUCUUCAGAUAACCCAAACUUGAGGUUGGCUCGGCAGCCUACAACAACACUCCGACCACGCUCCGGCAAGGAAUACCACAACCUGGACCCCAUCAUCACCUCCAUGUACAAGAGCGGCAAGGAACUGUCCAACUACACUAACUUACCCUAGAAUAAGAAAGAAGAAAUUGAACAGGAGUUAGAAAG